UCUCACUCUCUUUCCGCCCAAAAAAAACUCUCACUCUCUCAGUCUCCAUCCUAGAAACAGAAACGGAGAAGCCCUAAAGCAAUCCUAAGAUCAAAACCCAGACGAGCGAGACGACCUCCCUCAAAGUCUCACGCUCUCAGUCUCCUUCGAUUUGUGUUGGCCAUGGGCCAUGGCUCAAUGUAAUUGAGCGACUUCAGCCUGCGAUUUCUUCCCGUGAGCACUUCGAUUGAAACUGGCAAAGUCGGAAUUGACAUAUCUAGAAGCUCGAUUGAUCUGAAAUGGGUCUUCUCAGCAUUAUUCGAAAAAUUAAAAGGAAGGAGAAAGAAAUACGUAUACUCAUGGUCGGGCUUGACAAUUCGGGAAAAACUACAAUUGUGCUGAGGAUUAAUGGGGAGGACACCAGCGUCGUCAGUCCCACCCUCGGCUUCAACAUCAAGACUCUCACUUACCAUAAGUAUACACUUAACAUAUGGGAUGUGGGGGGUCAAAAAACAAUACGAUCUUAUUGGAGAAACUAUUUUGAACAAACUGAUGGUCUCGUAUGGGUAGUUGACAGUUCUGAUCUUAGAAGAUUAGAUGACUGCAAAAUGGAGCUUGAUAAUCUUUUGAAGGAAGAGAGGCUAUCAGGAUCGUCCUUACUGAUACUAGCAAAUAAGCAGGACAUAAAAGGUGCCCUUACUCCACAAGAAAUUGCCAAGGUUUUGAACUUGGAGGCUAUGGAUAAAACUCGACACUGGAAUAUUGUUGGGUGCAGUGCAUACACGGGUGAGGGGCUGCUUCAGGGAUUUGAUUGGUUGGUCCAAGACAUUGCCUCUCGGAUCUAUGUGCUUGACUAAUGCCUGUUUUCAGUAAUUCUACGUUUGUUAGUGUGUUGAGUGUAGGCCUGGGAUCGGUUUGGCUCGGCUCGGCUCGGGAACAGGCCGAUACCGAUACCGAUACCGAACCGAGUUUAUAGUCUGCUCGGUUCGGUUCGGGAUGUCGGAAUCUCAUCUGCAAAACCGAUUAGUCCUGAAACCGAUCGGUUUGGUACCAAUCGACAUGAACUGCUUUGAAUAGCAAAAUUUCCAGAAACCUGAAAAAAUGCAGCUUUGUAAAUUUGUAAACCUUUCUAAUUAGUUCUCCAAUGAACUGCAUGCA
Molecule: messenger RNA, 1137 nt
Organism: Rosa rugosa (rugosa rose)
Lineage: Eukaryota; Viridiplantae; Streptophyta; Magnoliopsida; Rosales; Rosaceae
Product: ADP-ribosylation factor-like protein 2
Exons: 7
Coding region: 279-836 (185 amino acids)
Biological process (GO): protein folding
Cellular component (GO): cytoplasm; microtubule cytoskeleton
Molecular function (GO): GTPase activity; GTP binding
Source: RefSeq, a predicted model, not a curated record